Strongylus vulgaris is the source of this 399-nucleotide messenger RNA. The record is from the annotation of a GenBank genome assembly. NCBI's taxonomy places the organism in Eukaryota, Metazoa, Nematoda, Chromadorea, Rhabditida, Strongylidae.
GUCUGGUUUCAAAAUCGCCGUGCAAAAUUCCGACGACAAGAAAAGCAAGAUAAUCCCAUCGCAGAGAUGCCACCUGUGAAACAGGGCCAAAUCCCGUCCUGGUCAUGGAUGGCUCAACAAUCUAAUAACAACAGUAACGAGGAGUUCCCAUCUUCGUUUGCCUCAUUUGAUCAAAAACCAUUUUUUGCUGAUCUCAAACCCUCAUUUAUGAGUUAUAUGCCAUAUCAAACAUUUCCCAGUGGAGGCUUUAGCACAGGUCUUACACCAGUCGGUCUACCGAAUGGUCUUCCCACGCCAACCGGUUUUCACCAGAGUGCCCCGCCAUUUCAGGUGCUACCGUAUUCUACAGAGAAUCACCAAUUAGAGCAUCACCUGGAUUCAUUUCCCAAUUUGGCGUAA